AUGUCAUCCUCAAAUAUCAACAAAUCUCGGGACGACGCGGUAGCUCAUGGAAAGCCUGGUACAUCGAGCAUUGCAGAGCUCAAGAAUGGCAAAGUGAUUUUCCGGCAGAAACCGAUCUCAUUUGAGAAGAAUUCCGAGACUAUGCAAGCAAUCGUGAAAUUCAGAGAAUAUCUGGAGCAGUUGAUGGAGAAGAAGGAGCCGAUGUUUACCACGUUUCCUCAGGAACAUAUGCCUCUAAUUGCGAAGUUGGCCCAUGAGAGUGAUAAAGCAAUAGGAGCACUGGCCAGAUAUAUCUCGAAAGAGAUUUCACCUGCUCAAGAUGACGAUGAUGGAUCACCACAAGCAACUAUGGUUCCCGCCCCAAUAAUUGAGGCUGCAAUCAAGUCUACCCUCGUCCGCGUCAAUUACGGCCUUGAUGGCUCUCCGGAUGCUAAAUUACCUUCUACUGCAUGCGCAUGGAGAUGGGAAGUCAAGGAUGAGUUCAAAGAUUGGCUCCCGAAGACUAUGCAGGAGAAAGCUGAGUCCAGAAAAGCUGAUCGAAUUCAGGCGAAAGAGUUCCUCUUAGCUACAUUCGAAGCCUUGUCAUUAGACGAACAACGUUCUAUCAUUCCUCAAAAACCUUGGAAAGUUUCGCUUUCGGAAGGUAAUGGAUCGACGACGAGUAUCGUUGACCUCACCCAGGACGAUGUUAAACCUGAGAAGCCAAAUGACAAGGGCAAGGCAGGUGGAGAAGAAAACGACAAACCGGCAAAAAAGCAGAGUCCUGAAAAGAAGACGGUGCUAGAAGAUCCAGAGAAGGCCGCUAAAGAGAAAAUGCGAAUGGAGAAGAAAUUAGCCAAGGAGGAGCGAGAGAAGAAGGAGAAGGAGGCGCAACACCGAUCGCGAUCUAUUAUGGCAAACUUUUUCUCGAAACCCAGGAAUGCAGCCGCAUCUACGUCGAAACGAAUUGAACCCGCCCCGGCCCCGCAGACAGACUUUGAACGCACUUUCAAGCCUUUCGUCGUAAAGAAAGACGCAACAAUGGCUCGAAUCAACUGGUUCAGGCGCAAGAAUGGGAAGCAACGAAAACCUCCCCCCACCCCCGGCGUUAUCGUAUUAUCAGACGACGAGGAUAUCUCCACCCCUUUUCUAGCCGUGGCGGAAUUGCCUAUGGACGUAGACGAACCCAUACCACACCUUGCAUCUAUGACUACACAAGCACGCCUUGACAAUGUCAUACAAACAUUGACUUCAUCAACAUCAAGUCUUCCACUUCGCCGGCGGCCAAGUCUUCAAUACAAAACUUUCCAUCCCUUGACUGUUCGCGAUGUCAUGCAUCAACUUACGGAAGCUGAAGUAGCAGGAGACGACGUGAUGGUCCGCUCCAUCCUUGCGAAACUGCGAGACCGCAAGCUAUUCCCUGCCAAGGUCUUUAUCUUCACGGAUGACUUGCGACCUGGUUAUUUCGGUACAUGGACUCGGAGCUCUCGUCUUAUUGGACCCCGUACUCCCCUUGUCCGAGACAUGGCUAUCCUUGACUACAGUAACGACAGCGGGGAAGAGUGGGAAGAUGAAAACGCCAAUGAUGCCGAUGAUGUGAAUGACGAUGCCGAAGAGGACGACGAUAGCGAGGCCGAUUCUGACCUUGAGAGUUGGUUGGUCGAGGAUGAAGAUGAAGACCAAGGUGUACCUCCGGACGUUGACGACCCUUUUGUCUUGGAUGUUCCCAUGCCAGCACCUCCUCCGAAGCGGAAAGCAGUAGAGGAGCCGGCCAAGAAGAAGCUGACCAAGAAACGCAAAGUUGUUGUUCCACUCGUACCUUUCUGUAAAGGGCCUUGCUGGGAAGACACAAUUGGCCAUUGUGAAUCGGACAUCCUGAAGCCUUACCGCAUCCAAUUGUUCAAUGAUUGCCCAUUCCCCGUUGAUCCUUUCACAUUCGUAUCAACAUGUGGGGGAGACAAGUCUUCGGCAACGAAAGCUGCGAGUAGGACCGAGAUCCCUACCGCUUCCGAUAUUUCGGCAAUUGCGACCUCAAUGCCACCACCCCCACUUCCCUCUGUUCCGACAGUCAAGCGGACGGCGUCGGCGGCACACAAACCAAAGACACCGUUUCCCGAUGUUCAUCUGCCGUUUCUGCUGUCUAAGAUUGAUUCCUUACAUGCGCCUACCGUUACUUAUCUCGUCGAGGAGAUCUUUAAAGAACUGCGUUCUCAAAAUGUGAGGAAGAAUUCAAUCGAGGUGAAAGUCAGGGAGGUUGCAGAGAGAUGUAGAGAGAAGAAGUAUUGGGUAGUCAAACCAGGUAUCAUGGUUUGA
Messenger RNA from Pleurotus ostreatus (oyster mushroom), 2292 nucleotides. RefSeq lists its product as uncharacterized. The coding region runs from base 1 to 2292 and encodes 763 amino acids. Lineage: Eukaryota; Fungi; Basidiomycota; Agaricomycetes; Agaricales; Pleurotaceae. Gene Ontology annotation, cellular component: nucleus; CAF-1 complex. The record is from RefSeq and is a predicted model, not a curated record. The transcript is spliced from 10 exons. Gene Ontology annotation, biological process: nucleosome assembly.